Messenger RNA from Diaporthe citri, 900 nucleotides. RefSeq lists its product as uncharacterized. Lineage: Eukaryota; Fungi; Ascomycota; Sordariomycetes; Diaporthales; Diaporthaceae. The transcript has 3 exons. The record is from RefSeq and is a predicted model, not a curated record. Bases 1 to 900 code for a protein of 299 amino acids.
AUGAGACUUUCUCCCGCCGCUGUCCUUGCCCUGGCCCAGGUGGCCUCGGCCCAGUACUUCUUCGAUUCCGUCGUUGAAAAUGGUGCUGCAGGAACUUCCUUCCAGUACAUCAGAGACUUCACCCGUGCUACCAAGUACAACCCGAUCAAGUGGUCGGAAAACCCUGCCGAAGACAUUCGUGAUAACUCUUUCAUCGACGGCAGCAGAUGCAACCAGGGAGCCUUCACCAACGCCGCCAAGACGGACGUCCUUGAGGUCGCCGCGGGCAGCGACGUGACUGUGCAGCUUGGCGUCGGCGCCACCAUGCAGCAUCCGGGACCCGCCCUGUACUACAUGUCCAAGGCCCCCGGUGGGGACGUCAAGACCUACGAUGGUUCCGGCGACUGGUUCAAGAUUGGCGAGACAGGCGUUUGCAACGAAAGCGGCGACUUCACCAAGGACGCAUGGUGCACCUGGGACAUGAACACCCUUACCGCCACUAUCCCCAGCGACACUCCCUCGGGCGAGUACCUCGUGCGCUUUGAGCACAUUGGCAUCCACAAGUCGUUCAUGAACGAGUCUGAGCACUUCGUGUCUUGCCUCCAGGUCAAGGCUACCGGGGGCGGCAGCGGCACCCCCGGCCCGUUGGUGCAGUUCCCGGGCGCAUACAAGUACACCGACCCCUACGUGAGCUUCAGCAUCUACAACGGCUACAAGGCCCUGACCAUGCCCGGCCCUGCCGUGUGGGCCGGCGGGUCGAGCAGCAGCCGCGCCAGCAGCGUGUCGGGCGGUGCCAACGGCACUGUGGAUGGGUUCUCGGUGACCAACAAGGACCAGGCGCAGACGACCUUGUCAACCGUUACUCGGUCUGCAGCGGCCGCCGCAAAGCCUACCUCCCCGUGCGCUUCCAAGGCUGGCUAG